AUGACUUCCUCUAUUAUUAACGUUGACUACCGUGGCCGCAUUGCGGUUGUUUCCAUUAAUAAUGCCAAAAAGCUCAACGUAUUGAGCCAGCAGCAGUACUUCGAACUCGCUAGUCGCAUGAGAGAAAUUGCUACUCAUGAUGAAGUAUUCAUAACUGUAAUCACCGCCAAAGGGCGUUACUUCUCUGCUGGCUUCGAUGUUGGCAGCAACCCCCCGUUGCCGAAGGGGGAGGACAAGAUACGCCUACACUGGCUCCAGCACUUUCUCGCAUUCAAUAUUAAUAUCACAGAUGCCUUCGCAACCCACCCAAAGGUCUUGGUUGUAGCUCUCAACGGACCUGUGAUUGGACUAUCUGCAUCCCUUACAGCGUUUGCAGAUUUUGUGUACUGCGUCCCCGAUACAGUUCUUUUCAUGCCGUUCGCAUCUCUUGGCCUUGUCACGGAGGGCGGCGCCUCGCGAGCUCUAGUUCAGCGGCUAGGAGCAGGAAAGGCGAGAGAGGCGCUACUCAUGUGCAAAAAGAUCACGUCGGAGGAACUCCUAGCUGCAGGCUUCGUUAACAAGAUUUUCCCUUGCAGCCAAGGUGAGGAGGAAAAGUUCCACCGCCUUGUAUUCGAGGAAAUUGAGGAGCGACUAGGCGAUCAACUUGUGGGAGAAAGCUUGAUCCAGAUCAAGAAGCUCAUUAAUAAACCUGAAGUGGAAGCAAUGGAGAGGCAAAAUAUCGCCGAGGUGUUUGCCGGCGUAAAUAGCCUAGUCACAGGACUUCCGCAGGCCGAGUUCGACAAGAUUUCUUCCGGUCGUAAGCGAUUUAAACUAUGA
Messenger RNA from Trichoderma atroviride IMI 206040, 816 nucleotides. RefSeq names its product putative secondary metabolism biosynthetic enzyme. NCBI's taxonomy places the organism in Eukaryota, Fungi, Ascomycota, Sordariomycetes, Hypocreales, Hypocreaceae. Gene Ontology annotation, biological process: fatty acid beta-oxidation. The record is from RefSeq and is a predicted model, not a curated record. Gene Ontology annotation, cellular component: peroxisomal matrix.